AUGAACUGUAGGAGAAGGUCAGCCGCUUUUUUCCCCCCACUUUCCCUCUCCUUCUUCCCAUCACUAACAUCUUCUCUCUUCUUUUCAGGGACAUACGGGGUCGUCUACAAAGCACGCGACACCAGCAACAAUCAGAUCGUCGCUCUGAAGAAGAUCAGGCUCGAAGCAGAAGACGAGGGCGUGCCGAGCACCGCUAUUCGAGAGAUCAGUUUGCUCAAGGAAUUGAAGGAUGAUAACAUCGUCAAACUGCUCGACAUCGUCCACGCCGACCAGAAGCUGUACCUCGUGUUCGAGUUCUUGGAUGUCGACCUCAAGCGCUACAUCGAGACUGGAAACCAUAAUCGUACGCCUAUUACUCUUCAAAUUGUCAAGAAAUUUACUCACCAGCUUACUAUGGGUCUUCUUUAUUGCCAUUCACAUCGCAUUCUCCACAGGGACUUGAAACCGCAGAAUCUGCUCAUUGACAAACGUGAUAACCUAAAACUCGCCGACUUUGGUCUUGCUCGCGCCUUUGGAAUACCUAUGCGGACUUAUACCCAUGAAGUCGUCACCCUCUGGUAUCGUGCACCAGAAGUCCUUCUUGGCGCCCGUCACUAUUCCACGGGUAUCGAUAUGUGGUCGGUCGGGUGUAUAUUCGCUGAAAUGGCGAUGCAAGGGCAGCCUCUAUUCCCAGGUGACUCUGAGAUUGAUCAGAUCUUCAAGAUUUUCAGGCAAGAGCGCUCCCUUCCCCCUCCCAGCCUCGAACUGUGGCCCGGCGUUAGCGGUCUUCCGGACUAUAAACCCACCUUCCCACAGUGGUCAAAACAAGAUAUGGUUAGGAUUGUGACAACGUUGGAUGAGGCUGGCCUUGAUAUGCUCAGGCGCACUCUGACGUAUGACUCGGCAAAACGUAUUUCUGCAAAACGCGCGCUCCUACACCCAUAUUUUGCGGACUACAAGCCUUGA
This is a messenger RNA of Laccaria bicolor S238N-H82, 945 nucleotides long. RefSeq lists its product as uncharacterized. Gene Ontology annotation, cellular component: cyclin-dependent protein kinase holoenzyme complex; cytoplasm; nucleus. Gene Ontology annotation, biological process: G1/S transition of mitotic cell cycle; regulation of gene expression; protein phosphorylation. Gene Ontology annotation, molecular function: ATP binding; cyclin-dependent protein serine/threonine kinase activity; cyclin binding. The coding region runs from base 1 to 945 and encodes 314 amino acids. The record is from RefSeq and is a predicted model, not a curated record. NCBI's taxonomy places the organism in Eukaryota, Fungi, Basidiomycota, Agaricomycetes, Agaricales, Hydnangiaceae. The transcript has 7 exons.